Colletotrichum spaethianum is the source of this 786-nucleotide messenger RNA. RefSeq lists its product as uncharacterized. The transcript is spliced from 2 exons. NCBI's taxonomy places the organism in Eukaryota, Fungi, Ascomycota, Sordariomycetes, Glomerellales, Glomerellaceae. The record is from RefSeq and is a predicted model, not a curated record. The coding region runs from base 1 to 786 and encodes 261 amino acids.
AUGAGGGCCACCGCUCUGCUGUCCCUCCUUCCCCUCACGUCCGCCAAAGUCCUCUGGGACGGCCGCUUCAAUGACCUCUCCUCCUCCUCGGACCUCAACAAGUGGUCUUGGGCCAACCAGGUCGGUCCCUAUCAGUAUUAUAUCCACGGCUCCGGCGACGUGACCAAGUACGUCAACCUGUCGCCCUCGUACAAGAAUCCCAACGACACGGCCUCGAAGCAAGGCGUCAAGAUCACGCUUGACAGCACGGCAUACUGGAACGGUCAGAACAUGCGCCGCACUGAGCUCAUCCCGCAAACCAAGGCCGCUAUUGGGUCCGGCAAGGUGUGGUACCACUUCAGCAUCUCGCGCAAGGACGUCAACGCGCCGAGCGUCUUCCGGGAGCACCAGAUCGCCUUCUUCGAGAGCCACUUCACCGAGCUCAAAAGCGGGUGGAUCAGCGGCGAGCAGGGUACUAGCAACAACAACCUGCAGUUCAUGGUCCAGGGCAAGAGCCUGUGGAAGACGGAGUGGAAGCCGGAUGUGUGGCACAACGUCGCCUAUGAGAUUAACUUCUCUAGCGGAGCCGUUAGCUUCUGGCACUCUGAGGGCGGCGCGCCCCUGCAGCAGGUUGUAGCCCCGGUCUCUGCUCCGACUUCGUCCAACGGUCAGGACUGGCAUCUGGGCGUUCUCGAGCUGCCUCGCAGCGGCUAUGCCGACGCCAACGAGGACUUUUACUUCUCCGGUGUCUACAUCGAGGACGGCGCCAUCACCACUUCCGUCACUGGACCUGGUAGGUCCCCAUGA